AUGGCCGGCGCGACGAUGCGGUCCUGGGUCCACGCGCGGUCCGGCUGCCGCGUGCGCCUGGCGUCGGCGGCGGGGCCCAUGGCGAAUCUGUACGGCUGCCUCGCGACGGAGGCCGUGGACACGGACUGGGCGCUCGCGGACGACGGCCUCCCGCACACGCUCGAGCAUUUGGUGUUCCUGGGCAGCGAGGACUACCCCUACAAGGGCGUGCUCGACAAGCUCGCGAACCGGUGCCUGGCCCGGGGCACGAACGCCUGGACGGACGUGGACCACACGGCCUACACGGUGACGACGGCCGGGUCUUCCGGCCUGCUCAACCUGCUGCCGAUCUACGUCGACCACAUCCUGCGGCCGACGCUCACGGAGGCAGGCUUCGAGACGGAGGUGCACCACGUCACGGGCGGCGGCGAGGACAAGGGCGUCGUCUACUGCGAGAUGCAGGGCCGCGAGACGACGGCCGAGUCGCUCGCGGAGCGCGAAUGUUUAGCCGCGUUGUACCCGAAGUGCGGCUACUCGUCGGAGACGGGCGGCCUCUGCGCGAACGUGCGGGCUCUCAAGAACGGCCAGGUCCAGCGCUACCACGCCGAGUUCUACCGCGCGUCGAAUUUGUGUUUGGUGGUCACGGGCGGCGUCGACGCGGACAAGCUCCUC
Aureococcus anophagefferens is the source of this 651-nucleotide messenger RNA. RefSeq lists its product as hypothetical. NCBI's taxonomy places the organism in Eukaryota, Pelagophyceae, Pelagomonadales, Pelagomonadaceae. The record is from RefSeq and is a predicted model, not a curated record. Gene Ontology annotation, molecular function: metal ion binding. The annotation marks the transcript as partial. The transcript has a single exon.